GCGCGGAUGGUCGAUGCUGGGGGAUGGGGCUCCUGAGCAUCCUGAAGAAAAUGAAGCAGAAAGAGCGGGAGGUGCGGCUGCUGAUGCUUGGGCUAGACAAUGCCGGCAAGACCACCAUCCUCAAAAAGUUCAACGGAGAAGAUAUCGACACCAUCUCGCCCACACUGGGAUUCAACAUUAAGACCCUGGAGCACAGAAAUUUCAAACUCAAUAUCUGGGAUGUGGGAGGUCAGAAGUCACUGCGAUCGUACUGGAGGAACUACUUUGAGAGCACAGACGGUCUAAUCUGGGUAGUGGACAGUGCCGAUCGGUUGCGUCUGGACGACUGCAGAAGCGAGCUCUCUGUCCUGCUACAGGAAGAGCGUCUGGCUGGAGCUACUCUCUUGGUGUUUGCCAACAAGCAGGAUCUGCCUGGAGCACUGACCUCCGAUGCCAUUAAAGAUACGCUGGACCUUGACAGUAUUAAGACCCACCACUGGUGUAUCCGAGACUGCAGCGCGGUGACUGGGGAGAACCUGCUGGCCGGAAUUGACUGGCUGAUGGACGACAUAUCCUGCCGAAUAUUUACUGCGGACUGACACCGUUAGCCCCCCCUGCUCCCCACACCCCCCUCCCCCUGUCACUACAGCACCACCCCCACCUAUCCCAAUGUGAUUGUCACACAGGCCAUCUGACACCUGCUGUUUUUGGUUUGUAUUUUGAGAGAUGGGAGAGUACUGAAUGGUACAAACAGAGUUUGAACGCAGCGGCUAACGCCCUGAACGCCAGGAGUAGAGAAACGUCAUCUGGGAAAACGUUCGCUUUGAUAAAAUGUAAAUGUCUUUUCUUGUGGAUAUGGGGACACAGUUCUGGAUCACUUCCGUCACAAACUCCACUUGGUUUCAUAGCCCUGUUGUGGCGAAGAUGGUCACUUUCAUUUCUGAGCAGUGUUCGGGAUGCCUGUACCGAUGCGCUAGGACCAUCUCUCCCCCUUUAUUGAACCAUCCUUUUUUCCAGCUGUCUCUAUCUGUCUCUCGCCCCCCUUCUUCCCUGUGCUUUCCCAACCUGCCAGUCCAUUUCUCCCACUGACUCCCUCUCCCAUCCUUCUUCCUCCUGUCGCAUACCCUCCCCAUUUUUCCUUUACCUCCCUGACCCUUCCUGUCACUUAUCUGACACCUCCCCUCUCCCCCACCUCUCUCUCUUUCCCUCCCUGCCCCCAUCACUUUGUUUGUGGGUGUGGUGAUUUGUGCCACGCGGCACAAGCCAUGGUCUUGCCCAGGGUGCAUCCUGUUGGCACUUUGUCGCUCGUUUGUGUUUUGAGCCCAGUUUCCGUGGCAACUGUGGGGAGGCCUGAGUCCACCGGCAGUGGUGAUCAGAACGUGGGAAGGGCACGGACGACUUUGUUUGUAUUGUCUUGCUGGUUAACUCUUGUUUAAAUUAUUUUACAGUGCAGAACAUUACAUUUAAAGAA
Molecule: messenger RNA, 1450 nt
Organism: Hemiscyllium ocellatum (epaulette shark)
Lineage: Eukaryota; Metazoa; Chordata; Chondrichthyes; Orectolobiformes; Hemiscylliidae
Gene: arl2
Product: ADP-ribosylation factor-like 2
Exons: 5
Coding region: 24-578 (184 amino acids)
Biological process (GO): protein folding
Cellular component (GO): microtubule cytoskeleton; cytoplasm
Molecular function (GO): GTP binding; GTPase activity
Source: RefSeq, a predicted model, not a curated record